AUGCUGCAGGACUGGCACAGCAUCGUGGUUCCUGCAUUUCAAAGGUUGGAAAUUUCCUUGGGAGUUUGCAGCAGAAGGACCUUGGGUUGGCAGGGCAGCCCAGCACCGCUGGAAAAGAAGGCAGGCUCCCUGCGCUUGGGGAAGCCAGGCGAUGACCGGACAGCUCUGCAGUGCAGUCUCCCCCGUGAACUGGAGGAGGAGAAAGAGAAGGACCUGCUGCCAGAUGAAAAGUAUUUUUUAUCCUGUGAUCAUCCUGAUUCAUCUGAAUCAACAGAACCUCUUACAACCUCUCUUCCAUCAGAUGAGACCAAAGUCAGCUCUGCUCUGGAUAGAGCCAAGCCAUGUCCGGAUGCUCGCCUUGAAGUGAAGAACCCUCCCAAGCUCGAGGGUGGUGAGCUCGAAGGCUCAGCUGUUCAAAAGCCUGGGUGUGAGGUGCCUGUCCCCAUGGAUGCCACCAGCGUCCUGACUGAGAAGAUUAUCAAGAUACAGCGACUCUUGAGCAAACAGAGAAUGGCAUGCAGAGUCCCUGGCCUUCAAGCUUCGGAAAACCAUGAAAAUAAAGAUGACAAAGGUCAGGAUUCACUGACUUCCAGCAUUCUCAACAGGGAACUGCUGGAGGAGAAGGAGAAUGACCUGCCAGAUGAAAAGUAUUUUUCAUCCUGUGGUCAUCCUGAUUCAUCUGAAUCAACAGUACCUCUUGGAACCUCUCUUCUCACAUUGGAUGAGACUAAAGUCAUCUCGGCUCUGGAUGCAGCCAAGCCACGUCUGGAUGCUUGCCUUGAAGUGAAGAACCCUCCCAAGUGUGAGAGUGGUGAGCUUGAAGGCUCAGUUGUGAAAACACCUGGGUUUCUGGUGCCUGUACUUAUCGAUGCCACCAGUGACCUGACUGAGAAGAUUAUCAGGAGAAAGCAACUCUUGAGCAAGUGGAGAAUAGCAUGCAGAUUUUCUGGUCUUCAUGCUUCGGGGAGCCAUGAAAAGAAAGACGAUAAAGAGCAAGAUUCACUGAAUUCCCGUGGACUGCAGGAGGAGAAGGAGCAUGACCCCCUGCCAGAUGCAAAGUAUUUUCCAUCCUGGGGUCAUCCUGAUUCAUCUGACUCAACAGAACUUCUUGGAACUGCUGUUUCCCCAUCAGAUGAGACUAAAGUCAACUCUGCUCUGGAUGGAACCAUGGAGGACGAGGAUAAAGACGCCUUAAUUAAUUGCCACAUAUUACAGGUGCACUCGGGAGAGUGCGACCAAGGGGAACGAUUCUGA
Sciurus carolinensis (gray squirrel) is the source of this 1254-nucleotide messenger RNA. RefSeq lists its product as uncharacterized. The transcript is spliced from 9 exons. The record is from RefSeq and is a predicted model, not a curated record. Lineage: Eukaryota; Metazoa; Chordata; Mammalia; Rodentia; Sciuridae. Bases 1 to 1254 code for a protein of 417 amino acids.